Solanum pennellii is the source of this 1467-nucleotide messenger RNA. RefSeq names its product putative receptor-like protein kinase At4g00960. The transcript has 7 exons. The record is from RefSeq and is a predicted model, not a curated record. The coding region runs from base 1 to 1467 and encodes 488 amino acids. Lineage: Eukaryota; Viridiplantae; Streptophyta; Magnoliopsida; Solanales; Solanaceae. Gene Ontology annotation, molecular function: ATP binding; protein kinase activity. Gene Ontology annotation, biological process: protein phosphorylation.
AUGUAUGAAACACGCACACUGCUUAAUUGCACUUCACUCUCACUAGUUGUCCAUAAAAGUGCUGUGAAACAACAGAGCAAUCAUAUGUUUUCAGCUUUUCCACCAGCAGAAUGGAACAAGAUGAAUUUUACGCAAGGAUGUAGAAGAAACACCUCACUUAAUUAUAAUGAUAAAGACGUGCUUGUCAAGAACACUGAACUGAAGUUGCCUGAUAAAGCUACAUACUGGGGAAUGUUGUACCCCCAGGACUGUGAACACAAGUGCUUACUCGAAAGAUCGUGUACGGCCUAUACUAGUAUCAAUGGAACCAAAUGUGUCGUUUGGUUGACAGAUUUACUGGAUAUGAGACGUUCACAGAGAGCAGGGAACGACAUUUUUAUACGGAUGGCAAAUGGAAAACAAGAUGCACCUGUUUCCCAUGGGAAAAGAAAAUUGAGUGAGGGAUCGAUAUCACUGAUUUUUGUAUUAGUUCUGACAGUAGUUAUCUCAUUUUCAUUUAUUGGGUAUGCAUGUCGAUCAACGCAUACAAAGGUGCCAGAUGAACCAGAAAUCAAUCAACCAGAAAAUUCUAUAGGAGCUUUGCUGCAGGGAACAGAUGUCAUUGCAUAUGAUUCCAGUGAUCUAGCUGCAGCCACUAACAAUUUCUCCCCGUCUAAUAAGAUAGGGCAUGGUGGCUUUGGCGAUGUAUAUAAGGGUGUACUGGAGAAUGGAAUCGAAAUAGCAGUGAAGAAGCAAGACGUGGCUUUGCGUCAAGGAGUUGAGGAGUUCGAAAAUGAAGUCAAAUUAAUUGCAAACCUACAGCAUCGUAAUCUGACGAAGUUGUUGGGAUACUGCAUUCAUGGAAUAGAAAAACUCCUCGUCUAUGAGUUCAUGGCAAAUAAAAGCCUAGACAAGGUCAUAUUUUAUGCUGCAAGAAGGGCUACAAUAACAUGGCCAACGCGCUUAAACAUUAUCAAAGGAAUCUCAAGAGGACUAGUUUACAUGCAUCAUGACUCGAGGUUGACAGUAAUCCACCGGGACCUAAAAGCUAGCAAUGUCUUGUUAGACAGUGAGAUGACACCCAAGAUAUCCGACUUUGGGUUGGCAAGGGAAUUUGAAGAAGAUGUUGAAAUCAAGACUCACCGUGUAGCUGGAACAUAUGGCUAUAUGUCUCCUGAAUAUAUUCAAGCUGGACAUUAUUCAACAAAAUCAGAUGUGUUCAGUUUUGGAAUUUUGGCAUUGGAGAUUGUGAGUGGCCAAAGGAAUUCGCUUUAUCGGCACCCAACCUAUGAUAUUGGUUUAGUAGGCUAUGCUUGGAAAUUAUGGAAUGAAGGGAAUGCCAUAGAAUUACUGGAUCCACUGAUAGAUAAACCAGAUGAUUUGAAUGAAGUUGUAUCCUUGUUGGGAUUUUGUGUUGUCAACGGCGAUCCCAAGACAGACCUUCAAUGGUUCAGGUGGUUUCCUUACUGGAGGAGAAUGAAAUGUUGA